AUGAUCGAAUUGAGGAGGAGAGAAGACGACGCCUUGAGGAGAAGGAACGCGAUGCUGAGGGAUGCCUCACAGGUCAGUUUAUUUAUAUUAAAGAGACUAGUAGACAAAAUACUGAAGGAGGAAGCGAGGGCGACCCUGGCGGAGGAGUGUCACAAACAGCUGGACCUGAUCGACGCGAGAAGAGAGAACGAUGCAUUGGGGAAGAACGCGAUGCUGAGAAAUGCUCUGCAGCAUGUCCUGGACAGCCCCGAGAGAGACUGGCGGCUGCUGGCUGCCCUCGCCAAGAAGAGGGACGAGAGCGACGAUCGGGAGCGGCUGGCGGAGGAGUUCCAGCGCAUGUGGCAGAAGGAGAAGCAGGAGAGAGAGAUGGUAACAUCGACUACAAAAUCAGCAAGUCCUGGACAUCCCCGAGAGAGACUGGCGGCUGCUGGCUGCCCUCGCCAGAAGAGGGACGAGAGAGACCAGCGGGAGCGGCUGGCGGAGGAGUUCCAGCGCAUGUGGCAGAAGGAGAAGGAGGAGAGAGAGAUGGUAACAUCGACUACAAAAUCAGCAAGUCCUGGACAUCCCCGAGAGAGACUGGCGGCUGCUGGCUGCCCUCGCCAGAAGAGGGACGAGAGAGACCAGCGGGAGCGGCUGGCGGAGGAGUUCCAGCGCAUGUGGCAGAAGGAGAAAGAGGAGAGAGAGAUGUCCAGAGAUGUGCUGGACAUCCCCGAGAGAGACUGGCGGCUGCUGGCUGCCCUCGCCAAGAAGAGGGACGAGAGCGACGAGCGGGAGCGGCUGGCGGAGGAGUUCCAGCGCAUGUGGCAGAAGGAGAAGGAGGAGAGAGAGAUGGUAGAAGCUGAAACCCUCGACCAGUACAAGCGGUACCUCGCCCAAAAGCGUCACCAGGAGCGGUUGAGGCUGGAACACAAGCAGCUGCGGCAGGCCACAGAGCAGCAACUCAAGCAGGGGGAGCUCCUGAACUGCAUCCGAUACAAGCAGAGGCGCAGCGACGACCUGCGAGCGCUGAUCAUAGACCAGAAGGUGACAGACAUAGUAGACAAAGCACUAGAAGAAGAAGCGCGAGCGACCCUGGCUGCGGACCGGCGCCUGCGUCAGAGCGCGGCGGAGGAGUGCCGGAGACAGCUGGACCUGGCCGACGCGAGGAGGAGGGAAGACGACGCGUUGAGGAGGAGAAACGCGAUGCUGAGGGAUGCCUCACAGCGUGCAGCGAUAUCAAACGCGCUAAGCUCCUGGGAGACCACGCUCCUCAGGCAAGAAGUCUCCGCGCUGGAGGCAGCACGUCGCGCGUCCCACGCCGCGCGCGCUGCGCUGACAGAAGUGCGCAGCGCGAGGAUUGCGCGCGCGAGAGACGUCAGGCUGAAGAAGGCUAGGCGAUUGGCGGCCAUUACCGCGCAGAUGAGGGAGGCUGUCAGAUCUGGGAGGACUCAGUAAAGGCCUUUUAAAAAUGUUUAUAUCCGCCUGCAUAAAGGUUGGUACAAACC
Ostrinia furnacalis (Asian corn borer) is the source of this 1484-nucleotide messenger RNA. Its product is annotated as trichohyalin-like. The transcript has 9 exons. NCBI's taxonomy places the organism in Eukaryota, Metazoa, Arthropoda, Insecta, Lepidoptera, Crambidae. The record is from RefSeq and is a predicted model, not a curated record. The coding region runs from base 1 to 1434 and encodes 477 amino acids.